Messenger RNA from Oncorhynchus kisutch (coho salmon), 4531 nucleotides. RefSeq names its product zinc finger protein OZF-like. Lineage: Eukaryota; Metazoa; Chordata; Actinopteri; Salmoniformes; Salmonidae. The coding region runs from base 99 to 1583 and encodes 494 amino acids. The transcript is spliced from 2 exons. Gene Ontology annotation, molecular function: DNA binding. The record is from RefSeq and is a predicted model, not a curated record. Gene Ontology annotation, biological process: regulation of gene expression. Gene Ontology annotation, cellular component: nucleus.
AUUCUGCAAGACAUUUCCUGUUUCUCGAGCACGGAUCCGUAGUAAUGACAGCAAAAUAACCACAUUUUUUUUCUCCACUCAUCCAUUUUCUCACCAAAAUGUCUAAACUACAACAGAUCAAUGUGUUUCUCAACGAAACAUUAACAGCAGUUCCUUUGGAGAUAUCCGUGGUAGUUAAAAAAACGAUCGCAGAGUACCAGGAAGAAAUCUACCGUUUGAAACGGGCGAAUGCACGUCUACGAAGACUGCUGGAUUUGGUUUUCAAGCCAGAGAUAAAGUUGCGUAGAUUAGCAGACCUCCAGCAGCUCACUCUCACUGGAGAGGUUGUUAACCCUGAGCAACAGCACUAUGAGCAGGAAUGGAGCGCCAGUUUGGGGCCCGUGGAGUCUGAUGCCGAAGAGUCUAUAUGGAACUCUAUCAACAUUACAACUGUAGAGAACCAAACAGAAUUUGAUGGUGAGCGCUACAGAGAGUCCGACUCAACCAGUGAAUAUCAGCCCCCAUCGGAAGUAAAUCCAGAGAGUGACAACGACGAAAGUGAUCAUGUAAAAGAGGAUGAAGUGGAGAAUAGAAUACGACUGUCACGGUUAACGCCUCUUAAAUCAAAGAGAGGAAGAGGACGGCCAAGGAAAGAAGCCAGGGAGUUGCCUGAUCUGAACUGUGACUUGUGCGGAAAAUGCUUUGCGACAGUGGGUGGUCUGAGAAGGCAUCAACAAAAUGUGCACGGUGAAGAGAGACCGAGAGAAUGGCCAAAGAAAGGAAACCGUGAGUUGCCUGACCUGAAAUGUGAUGUGUGCGGAAAAUGCUUGGCGACAGCACGUAGUCUGAAAAGGCAUCGACAAAAUCGCCAUCUUGACGAGAGACCAAGAGGACGGCCAAGGAAAGAAACCAGUGAGUUGCCUAAUCUGACAUGUGACGUUUGCGGGAAAUGCUUUGUGACAAGACGUGGCCUACAAAUGCAUGGGAAAAAUAGGCACAGUGAAGAGAGACCAUACAUGUGUGACAUAUGUGGACAAGGUUUCGUCCUGAACUGCUACCUGAUCCGCCACAUGAAGACUCACACGGAGGAGGGACAACAUUGUUGUACCAUAUGUGGCAAAUGUUUCAAUCACAAGAAUAACCUGAAAAAUCAUAUGGGUACUCAUACAGGGCCGGCUUUUAAAUGUGAUUUGUGUGGAAAAUGCUUGACAACAAAAGGAAGUCUGAAACUCCAUCAGCAAAAUCACACUGGGGAGAAAUCCUAUCCGUGCAAAGAGUGUGAAAAAUCCUUCAGCAUAAAGGCAAGCCUGAUAUUGCAUAUGAGGACUCAUACAGGGGAGAAACCAUUCCGGUGCAAAGAAUGUGGCAAAUGCUUCAGUGACAAGGGAACCCUUACAAAGCAUAUGAUGACUCACACAGAGGAGAAACCACAUCGCUGCAAUGAAUGUGGCAAAUGCUUCAGUCUGAAGGGAAGCCUGACUGCGCAUAUGAAGGUUCAUACAGGGGAGGGAGUUCAAUGUCAUUUGUGUGGAACUCACUUGAAGUUAGCAUCAAGUCUGAAAAGACAUUUGCGAACUCACAGAAUAAGUAUUCACAAUGACUAAUUACAAGAAACAAUGCCCCUUGUGUAAAAUGAGUUAGAUGGAAGAGACUAAUAAGAGGACAUACCACUCAAGUAUGCUCUUGGUAAAAAGUACACUCCGCAAUCUUGGAAUCUGUUCAAUGGUCAUUUCAAUUCAUAUAACUUACUCAUUGAUUGUUGAACAUUUUUAUUUUGGGGGGAAAAUUUAUUUAUUUAAAUGUCCUGUAUUUAGGUAAAUUUUCCCAUUCUAAAUAAACUAAUGUGGCAGCUUAUUAUGAUAAUUAAGUCUGCUACCAGUAAGAGUAGUAACACCAAUGAUGGCAACACCAAGGAUACAUUUUAGGUCAAUGAGGAAUUUCUGAAAUUGAGGCCACAGAUUAAAAAAUCUAAGGUCAUUAACCCUUUAAAAAUAAUGCAUGUGAUAUGGUUAAUAAUUUUUCCCAUAAUGUAAUUUCCUGUAAAUUAAAUUGAGUAACACCAAGAGACACCAAGUGAUCAAUGGAAUCCUCAAAAUAUAUUGAAUACUAAAAGGAUGUGAUUGGCUAAUAAUUUUGUUUAAUAUAGACACCUCCCCCGAUAACAAUGGAGGGAAUGCUCAAAGUCCUAGCAAUGAGUGAUUUUCAAGGUGUUCACACCAAUUACAAAAACCUGAGGGACACAUGUUAUAUUGAUUAACAAAAUUAUUAUUGAUCUACAGUACCUUGUGGUGGUUAAUUUCUGUAUUAUCAAAUGAGGAAAGACAGACUUAUCACACAAGUCAGAGUUAUACUUAAACUGAAUCUUUAUUAGUGAGAGCUCUGUAAUAGUGGUGGCUGGUCGACGAACCACCCUCAGAUGAGGGUACAAAGGCUACUGAAAUCUUUUAUAGCAAAGAUCCACCCCCUAGUCUACACAAUAAACAACAGAUGUGUGGAACGGGUCACAAGGUGAGACUUGAUAAAUGAGAAUGGAGUAUCCCGCAGCCAGAUAGCAUUUGCUAGAAAUUCUGUUCUUAUCAUUCAGUUUGGCCCCUAAGACGAGGCUCCCAUCUCAUUCCUGGUACUUCAUAGCACAAAAACACCAACUCAUUCCAAUGGCAUAAAUCAAUUGUCAACUCCAGAUACUCGCAUCUCAAGUAAAACCUCUUCUUGACCACACGCCUGGGGAGUGAGCAUCUAGGUCAUACACUAUCCCAGGAUAAGUGCAACAUCAGAGAUGACAUACAAUGGUUCCAGACACUACCCCACGCAUCUGUUGUCUCAAACUGGAAUUGUUAGUUAGAUUACUUGUUCGUUAUUACUGCAUUGUCGGAACUAGAAGCACAAGCAUUUCGCUACACUCGCAUUAACAUCUGCUAACCAUGUGUAUGUGACAAAUAAAAUUUGAUUUGAUUUGAUUUGAAACCUUAUCUCCCCCAAGGCCAAAGGAGGGAAUAACUGGACUUUUUUUCACAUUUUCUUGUGUUACAGCUUGAAUUAAAAAUGUAUUAAAUGUAACUUUUUUUGUCACACAAUACCCCAUAAUGUCAAAGUGGAUUUAAAAGCUGAAAAUGUCUCGAGUCAAUAAGUAUUCAACCUCUUUGUUAUGGCAAGCCUAAAUUCAGGAGUAAAAAUGGAAGCCUGUACAAAACAAAAUGAUUCCAAAACAUGCAUCUUGUUUGCAACAAGGCACUAAAGAAAUACUGCAAAAAAUUUGGCAAGCAAUUCAAUUUUUGUCCUGAAUACAAAUGUUUAUGUCUGAGCACAUCCAAUACAACACAGCACAUUACUACCACGUUACUACCACUCUCCAUAUUUGCAAGCAUAGUGGUGGAUGCAUAAUGUUAUGGAUAUAAAUGAAGAUAUUCAGUAUAAAAAAUGUACUGAAUGGAGCUAAGCACAGGCAAAAACAUAGAGGAAAACCUGGUCCAGUCUGCUUUCCACCUGACACUGGGAAAUUAAUUCACAUUUCAGCAGGACAAUAACCUAAAACACAAGGUCAAAUCUAACCUGGAGUAGUUUGCCAAGAAGAUAGUGAAUGUUCUCGCAUGGCUAAGUUCCAGUUUUGACAAAUCUGCUUGAAAAUCUAUGGCAAGACCUGAAAAUGAUUGUCAAGCAAUGAUCCACAACCAAUUUGACAGAGGUUUAAGAAUCAUUUUUGAAAGAAUAUUGGGCAAACAAACGUUGCACAAUCCAGGUGUGGAAAGCUCUUAGACACUGACCCAGAAAAACUGACAGCUGUAAUCACUGCCAAAGGUGACUAACAUGUAUUGACUCAGGGGGUUGAAUACUUAUCGAAUGAAGAUAUAUUAGUGUUUUAUUUGUCAUACUUUUUACAUAAAAAAAAAAAAAAUGAUUUAAAUUUUUCUUCCACAUUGACAUUGUAGAUAUUUGUGUAGAUCUUUGACAAACAAUGAUAAUUAAAUCAAUUUUAAUCCCACUUUGUAACACAACAAAAUGUGGGAAAAGUCAAUGGGUGUGAAUACUUUCUGAAGGCACUAUAUAUAAAUAUAUGAAAUACUUUUGUUUAAUUUCUAGCAUUCUAAUAGAUAUCUCUAAAUCCCCCAAACAUGUUACUACUGAGACUAGCCAAGUUCUUUAAACGAUGCAUAAUCCUAUAGUUUUGCAGUAUAAAUGACUUGCAUUGUGUUUAAUCAUUGAUAAACAGUUCAAUAUAAACAAAAACAUGUAUGAUGUGUGACUAUUUGUCAUUUUAAAGUGUUUUUCAUGGUUACAAAAGGUGUAGGGUGCAAAUGCCCAGGAAUUCAUUAAUGACUCAAUUUAUGAAUGCACAACUAUCUUACGCUAUCAUAUUCCAAAAUAUAAGAUAUUAUUACUCAGUCGUAUAGAAACAACAAGAAUGAAAACAAGCACUGAAUAGCUUCAAAAUAUGUUAAAAAUGAUCGUGUGGAUGUCAGUCUUUGUAUCUCAAAUCAAAUUUAUUUAUAUAGCCCUUCGUACAUCAGCUGAUAUCUCAAAGUGCUGUACAGAAACCCAGCCUAAAACCCCAAAC